AUGCGUGCACCUUCAUUGCUUGCACAGUGCUUGCCUGGCUUGGCACCUCAUGAUCGUGGAAGUCACAGCAUGUCCACUAUUUCGGAGAGGGAUGUGCAUCUCCCUUCUCCGGCUGUUGAGAUUCUCCCAUCAAAGGCGGCUCACACUUACAAGUGUGCUGAGGACAAUGUAGACUUGGCAGGAAUCAACAUGUUGAAGGGAAGAGUUAGUGUUGCUGAUAUAAUUGCUUUUACUGGCUCAGAAAUGAUAUCAUCAAAACCUGAUGGAUUUCUGAAAUCUUGGGAUAGCUCAAUGGAUCUUGUAAAUGUCCUUAAGCAUGAGAUGCGGGAUGGACAAUUGAGCUUUAGAGGCAAAAGGGUGCUUGAGCUUAGUUGCAGCUAUGGCCUCCCAGGAAUAUUUGCUUGCCUGAAG
Molecule: messenger RNA, 411 nt
Organism: Ilex paraguariensis (yerba mate)
Lineage: Eukaryota; Viridiplantae; Streptophyta; Magnoliopsida; Aquifoliales; Aquifoliaceae
Source: the annotation of a GenBank genome assembly